AGUUUAUCUAUGAUUUAAACUGUCAAAUGUAGAAACGAAAAUGUCAUAAUAAAAGUAUUCGCUGCAAUGGUCCAGAGUAUGAAUAUUGGCUAAAUAAAAAUUUUAAUAUCUAAAAUUCCAGUGAACAAUAUAAAAAUGAAAACAGAUUUUUUCUACUUAAUCCCCAGUGCAUUAACAAUCGUCUAUGCUACUUACGGUAGUUGGUUCCUCAUUUCGGAAAUUUUUACUACUUUAAUGCCAUUAACUUUGAUAUUUACCGGAGCAUUAGUUUGUUUAGUUUUUAUAUUUAGAAUACCACCUCCUACUACGGCUUCCGUUGAAGCUGUUUUGGGAAAAAUUAUUGAAGAUCCUGUUGGGGACAACAACGGUUUUGUUAUAAAAACUAUAGCUCACAGAGGAGCGGGUUUAGAUGCACCGGAAAAUACCAUAGAAGCUUUCAAAAAAUGUCACGAAAAAGGUUGUGAUAUAAUAGAAUUAGAUGUAUGUCUUACGGCGGAUCAAGUUCCGAUAGUUUUUCACGAUUCCGAUUUAGAAAGAAUGGCCGAUAUGAAUGUUUUAAUCAAAAAUAUAAAGUAUGAAGAUUUAGCAAACAUCGACAUAUCCGUAAAACAUGCAUACAGAGAUUCAUUUCCUAACGCUCAUGUACCAACUUUAGAACAAGCUGUACAACAAAUGCUCGGGAUGGGGCAAAGAAUAUUUAUUGAUAUUAAAGAACCUAACAGUAAGAUUGUCCCUUUGAUUAUAAAAAUCUUCGAAAAAUAUCCAGAAUUAAAAACUAAAGCUGUUGUGACAUCAUUUUUUCCUAAUAUAAUAUAUUUAAUACGAAGAAGCUCGCCGGAUAUUAUUGGAUGUUUAGCAUGGAAAGCGGAUAAUUUCAGACAUAGUAGUUUGAAAAAUUCGACUUUUUGUAAUACGAAGCAAAUGAAAGUACUAAAAAACGCUCUAUUUUGGAUUUUAGACUGCCUCCACUCAUGGGCAUUGCCCAGAAUCACAUACUAUGUCUUAGGAUUGUCGGUUAUUUUGUUACACAAAGAUUUGGUUUGUAGUGAAACGAUUCGAAAUUGGCGGUCGAAAGGGGUGAGAGUUAUAGUUUGGACUGUUAAUAGUCCAAUUGAAAAGCAAUAUAUGUAUCGUACACUUAAAAUACCUUAUUUGACAGAUACACUUACAGGUGAAACAACCGUGCAUAGUACUAUGCAAAGUUAAUUUGAUAAUUUCUAUUUUUAGUAAUAUUUUCAAGUAUCUAGUAUCUUGUAGGUAUUUUUUUCUAUAUUUAAUUAGAAAAAUUGUGAAAAAAACACUUUAUGUGACAUUUUUUUGAUUUUAUGACUAUUAUUGACACUAUUUUGACCUAUACUUUGAAACAGAUUUAAAACAGUGACAUUUGGAAAAUUCUUAGUGUUAUUAGAAAGCUAUUUAAAAAAAUGUUUGUUUAAUUUUUCUUUAAAGUUCUGAUUGAUUUACUGUUGUGAAAAGCCUCCAAAUCAGUGAGGAUCUGCUAUUUUUAGGGGGUUUUAAGAAAUUUGGAAAAUUUUUGGUAGCUUCUUUAAAUCGUGUUAGUGGCUUAAUUUUAAAUUUACUUUUGAAUUGUUUCAUAGAAAAUUUGUUUUUUUGAUUAUAAUGACUCUUUUAUCGUUUUAAUCACUAUUUAUUUACAUAAUCUCACUUCUGAUACCAAAUAUUUCACUAUUUAUCUAAUAUUUGCAGCACUAUUUGUCCAUUUUCACUAAUUUACAAUUUAAAUGUUUUUUUUUCACUAUUUAUUCACAAAAUCCUACCUUUAGCACCAAUAUAACAUUCAUUUAUUCACGUAGCACCAUUUAUGGUCGUCCCUUGAUGAAUUUUUUCACUAUUUGAAGCAAAAUUUGUCAAUUUUCACUUAUUUCCAAUUUACAUGGUUUAGAAUCACUAUUUAUCUAUGAAACCCCACUUUUGUCACCAAUAUAACGUCCAUUUAUUCACAUGGCACAAUUUAUGGUCAUCCCUUGAUGAAUUUUGUCACUAUUUGUCCAUUUCCACUAAUUUUCAAUGUAAUUAUUUUGAUUUACUAUUUACGUACAAAAUUCCACUUUUAACACCAAUGUAACUUUUCUAUUACAUUAUUUAAAUAUCACUAUUUAUGGUUUACUCUCGCUGAAUUUAACAUUAAUGUGGCACAAUUUUAAAUUUACAAACUAUUUAACACACCUGACAGUAUUUUUUGUAACACAUAAUGAAUACCACCAGAAAUUCCUCCUUAUUUCAGUAAAUGAUGAAAUUUCUAAUAUCCAGACAGUUUUUACAAAUUUCUUAACUCUAUUUUUUAUACCCACCAGUUUUUUAUGCAUUUUUAUAAAGACUGUGGUGUUUCACACGUUCAUUAUUCCACACAUUCAGUCCAAAAACAGCAUUUAUUUCCUUUAACGUUCCUAUUUAGUUUUAUAUUGACCCUAAAGAUUUUCUUCAGCUUAUUUUUGCCUUAUAUAUUGUCGGAGACUGCAGUUGAUAGUCUUCAUAGGGAAAUUUGUUAAUUUUCUAAUUAUAACAACCUUUAUCGACAUUUUUCUACCACAAAUAUCAAAAAUAAUUUUUUUAUUAUUUUCCGAUGUUAGAACAGUUGCCUCAAUAUCUUAUUAAUUUUUUGGCAAAAUUUGUUCAAUUUAAGUAUAUUUUGAUGUAUCGAUCUCGAGAAACGUAAACUUGCCAUUUAAACUAUAUAUUUAGUACUAAAAAAUUGGUUUUAAAGAGCAAAAGUUUUAUUACUAAGAAAAGCUACAAAAUUUUAGUAUACACACUAUAAUUAGGCCCAUAUAAUUAUUUUUUAAUUAAAAAUUUGAGUGUAUGUGAAUAUUUUGAAUUUAAUUUUUAAUAUCAAAUAUGUUUAUGUGAAUUAAAGUACUUCUCAAUUA
Molecule: messenger RNA, 2888 nt
Organism: Diorhabda sublineata
Lineage: Eukaryota; Metazoa; Arthropoda; Insecta; Coleoptera; Chrysomelidae
Product: glycerophosphodiester phosphodiesterase 1
Exons: 6
Coding region: 136-1206 (356 amino acids)
Biological process (GO): lipid metabolic process
Molecular function (GO): phosphoric diester hydrolase activity
Source: RefSeq, a predicted model, not a curated record